GUAGAUAUAUUAUUGUCAUCUUUGUUCAGUUAUCGGUCUGAUUUAUUGUACAUACACAUAAAUAUGAAAUGCAUUAGACAUGUAACCUAUUAUAAUAAAAAUACGAUAAAAUUUAUUCCGUUAUAUUUCGUCAUUUAAAUUUAAUUACGGGUAAAUAGAAAAGAACGAAGACAAGGCUAAUCGAGGCCAAUCAAAAAUGAUGUCGAUAGGAAAAUAACUAGGCAUUUUUGAGAAGCACGAAUAUUCAACGUGUCAGUUCAACGUGUACAAAAAUUUCGCAAAUGGUGCGCAUCCUCUCAAUGAAUGUUAAUUAGUUUUGUGUCUGUAUUUUUUUGCCAGAGUUUCACAUUAAAAAAAUGUAAUUUGUGGAAAAAUAUCUAUAAGUUAUUUCAUGGAAGUUAAAACAAAUCUAUCAUCAACAUGAAUAAGACUUCUCAAAAAACUGGACAAACAUUGAAGUAUAUGAGCUUAAUUACUCUCACACUUCAAAAUGCUAUGGUUGGCCUCAGUAUGCGAUAUUCGCGCACAAGAGCAGGAGACAUGUUUCUAUCCUCUACUGCUGUUGUGAUGGCAGAAGUAGUCAAAUUAUUUACUUGUCUGAUAUUGGUAUACAUCGAAGAAGGAAGCUUUGAGAAAUUUUAUAAAGCAUUACAUAUGACAAUCAUAAAGCAGCCUAUUGACACCUUGAAAGUUUGUGUGCCAUCUCUCUUGUAUAUCAUACAAAACAAUUUACUUUAUGUAUCUGCAUCUAAUCUGGAUGCAGCUACGUAUCAGGUUACAUAUCAAUUAAAAAUUUUGACAACAGCCUUCUUCGCAGUGACGAUAUUACGUAAAUCUCUACGUAUCACGCAGUGGGGUGCUCUAGUGUUUUUAGUCAUUGGAGUAGUUCUUGUACAACUGGCUCAAAGCGUAAAAACUUCAUCCUCGGGCAUUGAACAAAAUCACUGGCUAGGUUUUUCCGCUGCUCUGAGCGCGUGCGUUCUGUCCGGCUUCGCGGGAAUCUACUUCGAGAAAAUUCUCAAAGGCUCUGACAUCUCUGUAUGGAUGCGAAAUGUACAGUUGAGCGUGCUGUCCAUACCGUUCGGCUUGGGCACGUGUUUUCUGCAGGACAGUGACAUCAUACGCAAACGGGGUUUCUUCUUUGGUUACGAUCUGUUUAUCUUUUACCUGGUUAUCUUGCAAGCAGGUGGUGGAUUGAUUGUAGCCAUGGUGGUUAAGUAUGCUGACAACAUAUUGAAAGGCUUUGCCACAUCUUUAGCCAUCAUCAUCUCUUGCAUAGCUUCCAUUUAUCUGUUUGACUUCCAUCUAUCAUUUCAAUUCACUCUAGGUGCGUUUCUCGUAAUAUGCUCGAUUUUCCUUUACGGUCACCAACCGAAAACUCUGUCUGAUAAACAUACAUCUGCUGAAAAAGUCUGACAAUAGUGAAAAUACGAGGGUAUUCUCGGUAUAACAUAAAUGGUCGACUUUACAAGUUUUCACAAGAAUUCUCAUUAACUAACAUUAACUUGGUGAUAUGGAGUUUUAAUGAUUUAUGAAAGAUAGAACCAAUUUAAGGAUUAAUGUUGAUUGAUUUGAACAAAAUUGACGAAAAAGAUAUUUAAAAAGAUUUGAAGGACACUAUUUAUAUUAAGAGAAAGUAGUAUAACAACUUUGGUAAUAUCUUCUAUCUUAAACUGCAAUGAUAUAAUUGUUAUAUUGUAUAUAUGGAAGAAUCAACAAGUGCAAUCAUGUUUUAUACUUGAUUCUGUUAUUUAUCUCUCUUGUGAUAGUCAAAAUAGAAAUUUUACACAAAUGAUGAAUAUAUAGAGAAAUUAAAGUGAGAUUAUACAUUGUAAUAAGUUCAUCGAGUUAUUGUAGAUACAAAAUGUUGACACUAUUAACUAUUCAUUCACAAUGAUUAUGAUUUUAUUUUUAUAUAGCGACAGCUUUGAAUACAUUCGAUUAGAAUAUAUUCAUUAUAGGUCAGUAAGUUACAUUUACACUAUGUACUUAAGAAUAGAUUUUAAUAAAUACGGUUUUUAUGAGAA
Molecule: messenger RNA, 2027 nt
Organism: Formica exsecta
Lineage: Eukaryota; Metazoa; Arthropoda; Insecta; Hymenoptera; Formicidae
Gene: Ugalt
Product: UDP-galactose translocator
Exons: 5
Coding region: 421-1416 (331 amino acids)
Biological process (GO): pyrimidine nucleotide-sugar transmembrane transport
Cellular component (GO): Golgi membrane
Molecular function (GO): UDP-galactose transmembrane transporter activity
Source: RefSeq, a predicted model, not a curated record